Aethalodelphis obliquidens (Pacific white-sided dolphin) is the source of this 817-nucleotide messenger RNA. RefSeq names its product glycoprotein hormone subunit alpha 2 (gene GPHA2). NCBI's taxonomy places the organism in Eukaryota, Metazoa, Chordata, Mammalia, Artiodactyla, Delphinidae. The transcript has 3 exons. Gene Ontology annotation, molecular function: thyrotropin-releasing hormone receptor binding. The record is from RefSeq and is a predicted model, not a curated record. Bases 8 to 607 code for a protein of 199 amino acids. Gene Ontology annotation, biological process: cell surface receptor signaling pathway.
CAGAAAGAUGGCAAAUAAAAACCCGGAGAGCCAGCACCGCCUGGAGACCAGCAGGAGGCCAGAGGAGCCACUCAACAAGCCACUCAGCUCCUGGGCCUUGGAAGUGAUGCCCAUGGCGUCCCCCCAAACCCUGCUCCUCUGCCUGCUGGUCCUGGUGGUCACUGAAGGCCAGGGUCAACAGGCAGCCAUCCCAGGCUGCUACUUGCACUCCUUCAAUGUGACGGUGCGAAGUGACCGGCAAGGCACCUGCCAGGGCUCCCAUGUGGCACAGGCCUGUGUGGGCCACUGCGAGUCCAGCGCCUUCCCUUCCCGUUACUCGGUGCUGGUGGCCAGUGGCUAUCGACAUAACAUCACCUCCGUCUCUCAGUGCUGCACCAUCAGCAGCCUGAGGAAGGUGAGGGGGCCCAGCUCGGUGGUGCUCGUUGCGGGUAGGGGAGACAGAGGAGAUGGGGAUCUAAGAUGGCCUGAGGAAGGGGACUGGAACAGACACCCACCUCUCCCACAGGUGAAGGUGCAGCUGCAUUGUGGGGGGGACCGGAGGGAGGAGCUGGAGAUCUUCACGGCCAGGGCCUGCCAGUGUGACAUGUGUCGCCUCUCGCGCUACUAGCCCAUCCUUCUCCCCCCGCCACCCUCCCCUUGGUCAGAGGGUUUAAUGUUGGAGUAUAUCCUACAUAUACUGAACCUCAGCAAGGACAACAGCUCCAACCCUGUGAGAAGAGGGGCGUUUCUGCCUCUUCCCCACCUCUGCCUGGCUUCCUAACCAGUCCUUCAUCAUUUCAUCUCCCUCUUUGUCCUAAAUAAAGCAAGCAGAUCAUGA